UCCAACAACUCUGCGGUCAUAUCAAUCGUACAGUUCAGCACAAAUACCCACACAGCAACGACGAAUAGCAAACACGACCUAGGAACGUAUCAUCCUUCGAUUUACAAAAAAAUGGACAACUCACAGCAAUAUGUCAUCCUCCAGCGGAUACCAACCGCGCAGGAGUACCACGACCUACGCAAAGCCGCCAACCUGACCCCUCCCCCACUAGAAGCGGCAGCCAAAGCUCUAGCAAACUCCUUUGCCUGUUUCACAGCCUACGAACGCAUACACAUGCAAGACGACACAACCCCCGGGCUGGACCAGCACCCCGUCGGUAUGGGCCGCUUACUCGGAGACGGAGCACUUUUCUUGCAGCUUUGCGAUGUAGCCGUGCAUCCCGACCACCAAGGCAAAAGCAUAGGAAAACGCAUCAUGCAGAGUCUUGUUGACCACAUCGACGAACACGCACCGCAGGCCUAUGUUAGCAUGGUCGCGGAGCCCAUUGGCCAGAAGCUGUACCCUAGAUUUGGUUUCGAGGAUGUCAAGCCAAGUAUCGGGAUGUUUCGAUGCGCGUGGAUUCAGAACAACCCCGAUUUCAAGGCGAUGCGGGAGGCUAAGGCUGCUGCAAUGCUAAGGAAUAAUUGAUCGUUCGAAGAAGUAUAGGGCAUGGAGUUUUUCGACAGUGCGUACGAAUUGGGAUCUCAGGUUUCGCAUUUGGGCGAAUCAUCAUGCCUCGAGACCAUUUCUUUGUGGUCGUUAUAAGGUAUCCGGAAGUCAUUUCGAUGAUUAAGCCCCACAGAAUACUGCAGACAUGGUUUCAAUUUAUAGCGACAUAGAGCUGCGACGGACACU
This is a messenger RNA of Aaosphaeria arxii CBS 175.79, 834 nucleotides long. Its product is annotated as acetyltransferase, GNAT family. Bases 112 to 627 code for a protein of 171 amino acids. The record is from RefSeq and is a predicted model, not a curated record. Lineage: Eukaryota; Fungi; Ascomycota; Dothideomycetes; Pleosporales. Gene Ontology annotation, molecular function: acyltransferase activity, transferring groups other than amino-acyl groups. The transcript has a single exon.